AGCAAACCUGCAUGUCAUCUUGUCAUCUGGAUAUUCAUCACUGCCAUUGGAUUCUCAUUCCAAUCUGUUAAACUUCUGCUUAGACUGUUCCUCAGUGAAGCAAGGAGCCUUGAGAGCUAUUCUACUUUUCUUAGUGGGAAGUGAGAAGAAACCAGCGAUGCUUUCGGAGGCCCUGCCCUGUUUCCAGUUACUCCGGAUGGGCCCUGCUUCUCCAGGGGAUUCACCCAACAGGGAUCUCUAUACCUUCCGACCAUCCAGGCCCAGCUGCACCUAUCGGCUGGGCCGCCGAGCCGAAGUCUGUGAUGUCAUUCUGUUGUCAGAACAGAAUCCCGCCUUGAUAUCACGGAUCCAUGCGGAGAUCCAUGCUGAGAGGGAUGCUGAUAGCACAGCUGGGGAGUGGCAAGUUAGCCUGAUAGACCACAGCACUCAUGGUACUUACGUGAAUGCUGUGCGUAUACCCCACGGCAAGCGGGUGGACUUAAAUGAUGGGGAUCUUCUGACUUUUGGCCACCCCAACCCAGUUCCUGAGGGCUGUGCCCUGCCGCCUCCUCACGGAAACUCCGAGUUCUACUUCCUUUUCCAAAAAGUCCACGUCCGGCCACAAGACUUUGCUGCUAUUACGGAGCCCAAAGCCCCCUGGGCUUCCUCCAGUGGGUUCCGGCCAGUGUUGCCAUCCGGCAACCACCGUAUCCGUCCACUUUCCCGUCACUCGCCUACCUCCCUUUCGUGCCGCUCCAAAGCCACCCUCAUCCUCAGCUCCAUCGGCAGCCUCAGCAAACUCAAGCCGCAGCCCUUCACUUUCUCUCUGGACAAGGGGCGAAGCACGGAACCCCCAGCCCAGCCAAAACCGUCUCGGAAUCGCCGCAAGUCUGCUCACACGCUGCUGCCUGAGCUGGAGGACGAAAUCACGCGGUUGGAAGAGGAGCAGCCAUUGCCAGACAAGGAGCAGCGAUUGGGGAGAAGUUAUACCCAUUGCCAUAACAGCCCCUUACGACUCCAGCCUCGAGGAGUGCCAGAGGAGAGCAGGAACCCACAGGAAGAUCUACGGCCAAAGCUACAUGUUGUGCCCAGUGUGAAACGACGUGGUCGGCCUCGGAAGAACCCUCUGGGAGGAACGGCCCAGGUUUUUUCCCAGACUCUCUCUUCAUCAGAGCCGUGUGCUGCGCCCCGGUGCCACCUUCCCCAGGACGAGAUGGUGGCUUGGGUCCAGUGCGAUGGCUGCGACGCCUGGUUCCAUGUUGCCUGCGUGGGAUGCAGCUACAACGCCGUCAAAGAGGAGGAUUUCCGCUGUUCUGCUUGCCGCUCAACUUAAGAGGUUGCCGUGACAGAGUAUCCUCAGAUACAGGAUAACAUCCUUGAACCCAAAUCAGAUGUGCGUGUUUGCAGCCACACCGGAGAACUUAGAAAAUAAAUUUGCAAAGUGUGGAUAUGUAUGGAUGAGUUAAAAUUUGCACAAGAAGUCAGAGACAAGCCAAACAGACAAAUUGAAAAGAUAAUGGGGAGUGGCAGUAUAAAUAGGGAUGGGUUAAAAAAUAGCCUGUUGAAGAAUAUGGGAGUAUCUCAGGGGGAACUCAGCUGCCUUUCCUUCUGGCUUUCUUGCCUCCUUCUUAAUAUAAAGCUGGCCAAUGUC
Molecule: messenger RNA, 1630 nt
Organism: Anolis sagrei ordinatus
Lineage: Eukaryota; Metazoa; Chordata; Lepidosauria; Squamata; Anolidae
Source: RefSeq, a predicted model, not a curated record